Perognathus longimembris pacificus (Pacific pocket mouse) is the source of this 1087-nucleotide messenger RNA. Its product is annotated as HLA class II histocompatibility antigen, DR beta 4 chain-like. The coding region runs from base 7 to 807 and encodes 266 amino acids. Gene Ontology annotation, cellular component: lysosomal membrane; late endosome membrane; MHC class II protein complex. Gene Ontology annotation, molecular function: MHC class II protein complex binding. NCBI's taxonomy places the organism in Eukaryota, Metazoa, Chordata, Mammalia, Rodentia, Heteromyidae. The record is from RefSeq and is a predicted model, not a curated record. Gene Ontology annotation, biological process: peptide antigen assembly with MHC class II protein complex; immunoglobulin production involved in immunoglobulin-mediated immune response; antigen processing and presentation of exogenous peptide antigen via MHC class II. The transcript has 6 exons.
UCCAGCAUGGUGUGUCCAGGGCUCCCUGGAGGCUUCCCCAUGGCAGUUCUGAUGGUGAUGUUGAUGGUGCUGAGCUCUCCUGUGGCUUUGACCAGGGACCUUCAACCGCGUUUCCUGGAGCAAUUCAAAGACGAGUGUCACUUCCUCAACGGGACACAGCGCGUGCGGUUUUUGGAGAGAUACAUCUACAACCGGGAGGAGUACGUGUGCUUCGACAGCGACCUCGGGAAGUUCAUCGCGGUGACCGAGCUGGGCCGGCGGGACGCCGAGUACUGGAACAGCCAGGAGGACAGCCUGGAGACCAAGCGGGCGGAGGUGGACAGGUUAUGCAGACACAACUACGAGGCUGUGGGAGGCUUCACCGUGCAGCGCCGAGUUACUCCUAAGGUGACUGUGUACCCCAUGAAGACUGAACCCCUGCAGCACCACAACCUCCUGGUGUGUUCUGUGAAUGGAUUCUACCCAGGCCACAUUGAAGUCAGAUGGUUCCACAAUGGCCAGGAGGAGGAGGCUGGGGUGGUGUCCACAGGCCUGGUCCAGAAUGGAGACUUGACCUUCCAGAUGCAGGUGAUGCUGGAAAUGACCCCCCAACAGGGAGACAUCUAUACCUGCCACGUGGAGCACCCCAGCCUGGAUAGUCCUGUCACCGUGGAGUGGAAGCCCCAUUCUGGAUCUGCACAGGGCAAGAUGAUGAGCGGAGUUGGGGGCUUUGUGCUGGGGCUGCUCUUCUUGGGUGCAGGCCUGUUCAUCUACUUCAGGAACUCAAAAGGCCACUCUGGACUUCAGCCAGCAGGACUCCUGAGCUGAUGGGAAGGUGGACAUCUGGGAAGGAAGGAAGGACCUCUGCCCCUGUCUCUCCUCAUGUACCAGCUCCAUUGGCUCUAAUUCCUCACAGAGAAAUAGUGCUGUCUCAGGGCCUGGCCCCCUCCUGGCUCAGUGCCCAGCAGGUGGCCUCCUCCCUGAUGGCUCCUCAGCCCCUGUCCCUGAGCUGGAAGCCCCAGUGCAGACUGCAAGAGCUGCCCUGCUCUCUCUCCUGCCCCUUUGCAUUCAUUCACCCUUCUGCCUCUCUCCAUCCCUCCUUGUGUCA